UUGAUUGAUACAAUUAAUUUUUCUUUCUGGACUGAAGAUGAGACAAAAUUUCGAGUAACAUAUAAAGGUACCACAUAUACAGGUUAUUUUGCGGCUUGUGCUUGUGUUAAUCGGGCAAUUGAAUCUGGUAUCAAUUUAACGGAUGCCAAGUGCAUGAAAAAUAUUACCACGAAAGAUGUCGAAGAAAUUUUUACUGGUGAUGAUGGUCAAAUAAUGCCACUCUGUGACUUACGUGCAAAAGCUAUCGCUGAAGCUGGAAGAAUACUUCUUGAACAAUUUGAUGGCUCGUUUUAUACGUGUCUGAAGAUGUGCGACAGAAGUGCCAUGAAACUUUUGGCAAUAGUUGUAGAAAAUUUUGAUAGCUACCGAGACUAUGCUACGUUCAAAGGGAAGAAAAUUUCUUUCCUUAAAAGAGCUCAAAUUUUGGUAGCUGAUUUGCAUGGAUGCUUACACGACAAAAACGACCUCGGAAAUUUUAGCGAUAUAGCCGAUUUGACUAUGUUUGCGGAUUAUCGCGUUCCACAAAUACUGGCAUUCUUCUCAGUGCUGAAGUAUUCUCCAAAACUGGAGGAAACAUUGAGGUCAAAGGUACUUCUUCAACCAGGCAGUGAAACUGAAGUGGAAAUACGAGCAUUUUCGAUUUGUGACCUUGUAAAAAGGUAUGAAGAAUUACGUACAAAAUCAGACAGGAAAGUGCCAAGACUAACAGCUGUUUUGGCCGACAAUUUACUAUGGUAUCGUCGGAGAGAGAUUGCUCAGGAUAUUCAGAAAAAGGUUGAGUACCAUCGUGUUAGGACGAUUUACUAUUAG
This is a messenger RNA of Enterobius vermicularis (human pinworm), 810 nucleotides long. The record is from the annotation of a GenBank genome assembly. Lineage: Eukaryota; Metazoa; Nematoda; Chromadorea; Rhabditida; Oxyuridae.